UAUUGCAGUAAUGAAGCUGAACAAAUAUGGAAGAAUAUCAGCAACAGAGAAGACUUCAAUCAAUUGAAAGAGAGCACGCACAAAAAUGAGGGAGCAGAUCAUCAUAUAAUUGAGUCGCUCUCGACAGUGUGUGAGACCAUAUGGACACUGGGACUCCAUCAGACUUUUCUGCUGCUAUUAAUAAUAGGGAGAUGGCUUCUUCCCAUUGGUGGUGAAAUCACUCGUGAUCAGUUGUCACAGCUGCUGCUUAUGUUCGUGGGAACUGCAGCGGACAUACUUGAAUUCACUAGUGAGACCUUGGAAGUAGAAAAUGUAAGGCAUAACCACAUUCUUGUGUAUGCGAUUCUUGGUGUAUGGACCUGGAGUAUGUUGCAGUUUCCACUCGAUCUUGCAGUGCAACAUAUUGGCUGCAAACUGUCUGUGUCAUCUAAGAGAGUCCCGACUUUACUGCUUUGCCGAUACAGCGCAGACCUGUGGAACAUUGGAAUCAGCCUUUUCAUACAAGAUGGCCCUUUCCUUGUUUUACGCUUGAUACUGAUGAGCUAUUUUAAAGUAAUCAAUCAGAUGCUGGUGUUUUUCACAGCUAAGAAUAUCUUAAUUGUGAUGUUACAACUUUAUCGUCUAAUUGUGCUGUUGUUAAACUUCCGUGCUUCCCUCCAGUAUCUGCCAAGCAGUCGGAUGGGAGGAGUCAGCUGCUGUCCAUGUGAGCCUAAUGAUACCAUGCUCCCACCCAGUGACUGGGAUACUGAUAUGAGAGAAUGUACUGCUAUUCCUCUGGAGAAUUCACCAGUCCCAUCUGAAUAUCCGUGAACUCAGCUGUUUAUUGGCUACAAUAUGGUCUGUUUCCUGUGGCCUUUUGGAAGGGUUUGGCAUCCUUGAAUUAUCAAACAAUGCUUGUGGUUCUUAAUCUUCUUCCUUCAAUCUCACAAUGAAUUUUUCAUCUAAAAACCAGGAGAAGACUUUGAAGUCUGCCAACCUUCAUAUUCUAUGAAACAAUGUCACAGAAAUAAGAACUUUUUGAACCUAGUGAUUGGGGUGGGGGAUGUUUCCACUACAUCCGUAUUAUAUGUAUCCAGUGGGCGUAAGUAGGUAUAGUUUAUAGAACUACAAGGUUUGAAAUUGUAUGUACUGCAUUGAUGAACUUGGUUAAUGUCAUAGGAGGCAUUAUGCUAAAAAAUAUCCUCAAAUAUAUUUAUACAGAAGGGCAGACAUAUCAGGACAGUUAUGUGGAAUUUAGGAGCCUUUAACUUUGUUUUCACAUGCUGUCAAUGGAAGCAAUGUGAUGAAUUACAGGUAAAUAUAACCCAGAAUUACUUCAGCUAUGGCAAUUGCAUAGGACUGUAAGCAAAUGAAGAUCAUGUGUUUACACUGUCACUGUGAUACUAAAACAUCAUCCUUUCCCUGAACGUAAGAAAAACUAUUUUAUGUUACCUCACCAGUAAUUUGAUUCAGUGAAAGCUCCAAUGACAAGGAGUAGCACAAAGGACCAUGAAAGUUCUUUCUCAAUGAUCGCUGAUUUUUUGGGGCUCGCCUGGAACCAAAUCUAAAACAUUUUAAUUUGACAUUACAGUUCACUAUAGUGAAAAAUGUUUCUGCUGUGAGCCACAUUCUUCAUUUCUGGCACAAUCAGAGAUGGAUAAAACAAUGAAAAAAAGUCACAAAAUACUUUGAAGGGUUUUUUUCCAUUUCACAGUGUUUGAAAGUGAGCUAAUUCAGGAAAUAUCUUAUUUUUAAAUUGUAAUUCUUAUGACUGUCCUGAAACAUGUAGUCUCAUUGAAGGCAAGGGAAUCUUUGUAUAAGACAAAAAACAAAAAAGGACUUGGACUCUCAGGCUACAUACAAUUUUUAUUUUGGGAGAAGGAUGC
Molecule: messenger RNA, 1865 nt
Organism: Pelodiscus sinensis (Chinese soft-shelled turtle)
Lineage: Eukaryota; Metazoa; Chordata; Testudines; Trionychidae
Source: RefSeq, a predicted model, not a curated record